GUGAGAGAAGAGUGAUAUUGAUUGUUACAGCCAGAAUAAUGGUCAUAUAGAACUCUUUAUAUUGAAGCUGGAUUCAAACGGGGGAGCCUAGGUUGAUUUCUCUUAUCACUGAGAAGCCUCGACUCUCCAGUUGUACGAACUACCCAAUAAUUAUUCUGAUGGUAUGUGCCAGCAUCAACAAGUCGAUCUUGUAACGUGCAUGGAAGGAUCUAGCCCUGAGAAGAUAUCCACGAUCUAUAUUGGGGCAUCUCCACCUAAGAGUGUGGCUUAGCCGGUGUUGACCCGCUUAUACGAACCAGCCAAUCACAGUUUAUGGGUUUAGGCAGGAGUCUGGAUGAGAAGUUAUAAUGCAUGCCGUAUGCCCUGGUAUUUAUCCGUCUUAAACUUGAAACUAUUCGGUUUGUUCGAUCGGGAUUCGAGGUCAUACCUGGUUUCAUUCAGCAGCCAACUCUGACCAGCCAACGUCAACAUGCUGAACGAGGCCAGGAACAAGAACACCAAGACGGCCAAUCACGCCUGGAGAAAAAAGCCGCGCAGGUCCGCUCCAAAAUCAAGACUCGGCUGUAGGACGUGCAAAAUAAGAAGGAUAAAAUGCGACUUGUCUCAGCCUUCAUGUUUGAGAUGCAGUUCUACUGGUCGGACGUGUGACGGGUACAAUGAAAUGCCCCACGCUCUCAAGAUCGAAAACACCAAGACCUCAGCUCGUCAUUGCAACCGAAAGGCCGACACAAUGGAGAGCUGCGACAAAACUUGCCACUCAUGCACCAUCACCCGAACGUCUCAACCAAGACCAAAACCAGGCCAUGGCCUCAUCCCGCAGAACCUCGAACCCUUCAUGGUCCUACCAAUGACCGAGCCAGGACACGCAGAAGCAGUGCGUUUCUUCGAGUACCACUCAAUCAAGCGCCUGAACGAAUACAACCCGUGCCAAUCGUGGCAGGAGACACUCAUGUUCUUCUCCCAAACAGUUCCAGCAGUGCGCUCUGCUGCUGUUGCUCUCGCUCUGAUUCAGCGGAGGUAUUUGGAUUGUGAUGGUCGGCCUCAAUGCUCAGACUCCAAACUGGAAGAUGGAUCGCCGGAUAAAGCGCCAUUGUUUCAUUAUAACCGGGCCAUUCAACUUCUCCUAACUCAGGACAUUGGAUGUGGCGACGGCACCCACGCGACGGCUAUCACCCUCUUGGUGUGCUACCUCUUCAUCUGCUUCGAUCAUCUGGCGGGCAACGACGUACAAGCAGUGAGGCACCUGCGCGGAGGCGUGGAGCUGGCGCGCACAAUUGACAGGGACACACUGAACUAUGACCAUGUCCAUGACCAUGACCAUGUCCAGCCCUCAAAAACCCGCUCGCUGAUCUGCGAAGUCGCAAGACAGAUCCGCCGUCUCGACAUGCAGGCCGUCACGUUUAUGGUUGAUUGGGCGCCGGCUGAUAUCCGAGAAGAAGAAGAAGAAGAGAUAUUCAUGUCUUCUCAGCAGCUCCCGCUACUCUGCGAUAAUAGCAAUGGCAGCAGUGCCUUUUGCUCUCUUGACCACGCCGCCGACACGCUCCAGAUUCUCGUCGCGCGCGUAGUGAGGCUGUGCAAUACGGGACAGCAGGUGUCGCCACUGGGUAAGAUGCCGCCGCUACCGUCUUCACUUGGGGAUGUUGUUCUCACGGAGUGGGAAACGUGGUCCGCCCUCUUCGAGAACAUGCUACUCGCACAAGGGGGUAACCUUGAUAUAAUGAUGGAAUCGGAAAGCCGCUCUUCGUUCGUAUCACUCUUGCGCCUGCAACAUACCAUCGCUCGUAUUCUUGUGAGCACCGCCGGACCAGGCAGGGAAAUGGAGUAUGACAAGUACACGCCGCAGUUCGAGCAAUGCGUCGCUCUAGCGGGUGCCGUGGCGGCGUCUUCCUCUUCGUACUCGGGCUCGUCGUCGUUGAUCAACAACCCUAGCCGUAAGCCAACCCCAACUGCAACUGCGACUGCAACCGCAACCCCGGCAUUCACGCCAGAAAUCGGAAUCGUCCCGGUCCUCUACAUCAUCGGCGUCAAAUGCCGACAUCCCGUCGUCCGCCGCGACGCCUUGAACAUCCUGCGACGGCACCGCAUCCGCGAGGCGAUCUGGGAUAGCGUCGUGACUGCGAGAGUUGUUGAGCGGGUUAUUAAAAUUGAAGAGGGUGGGAACGGAGAGGAAAAGGGGCAAGGGCAGGCGGAGUUGGUACAGAGUGCAGCGGAUAUUCCUGCGGGGCGGAGGGUACAGGCUUUGUCUUUUGUUGUUGAAGCUGGUGGAGGAGGUAGGGCGGAUAUAACGUAUACGUUCUGUGCGCGGGAGGGGGUGUAUGUUGAGUCUUUAGUGAUUUAGCAGACAAGUGGUCCUCUCAUGAUACUGCGAGAAAUGCAAUGAAUCAGGCAAUCACGCGGAAUGACUCACGGGUGGUAUUAUCGGACUCGCACAAUUUCGUAGCAAAGCCGAGUAAAGAUAUCCAAUCACCUCGACCAAGUUCAAUCUAGGCAGUGUAGGCAUGUCUUCUCUGCCAUGAAGUGCUCUUCUAGUCGCUUGAAAUAGAGAAACGGGGCUGGCACCACCAGGGAGCCUUCCAUAGCCGAGAGAUUAGGAAGUCACGUCCGAAUGACCUUGAUUAAGGUUAAGCUUCGCAUCAAUUUGAC
This is a messenger RNA of Aspergillus calidoustus, 2643 nucleotides long. The record is from the annotation of a GenBank genome assembly. NCBI's taxonomy places the organism in Eukaryota, Fungi, Ascomycota, Eurotiomycetes, Eurotiales, Aspergillaceae.